Molecule: messenger RNA, 632 nt
Organism: Triticum urartu
Lineage: Eukaryota; Viridiplantae; Streptophyta; Magnoliopsida; Poales; Poaceae
Product: histone H2B.10-like
Cellular component (GO): nucleosome
Molecular function (GO): DNA binding; structural constituent of chromatin; protein heterodimerization activity
Source: RefSeq, a predicted model, not a curated record
AUCCGCCUCCACACACCUCAGCAUCCGCAGCCCCCCAGCCCACACCUUCGCACAAAGCUCCACCUCCUCCCCACACCGUCGAAGCACCCAUGGCGCCUAAGGCGGAGAAGAAGCCGGCGCUGGAGAAGACCCCGGCGGGGAAGAAGCCCGCGGCGGAGAAGAGGCCCGCGGCCGGGAAGACGGCGUCCAAGGAGGGCGGCGAGAAGAAGGGGAAGAAGAAGGCCAAGAAGAGCGUGGAGACGUACAAGAUCUACAUCUUCAAGGUGCUCAAGCAGGUGCACCCCGACAUCGGCAUCUCCUCCAAGGCCAUGUCCAUCAUGAACUCCUUCAUCAACGACAUCUUCGAGAAGCUCGCCGGCGAGUCCGCCAAGCUGGCCCGCUACAACAAGAAGCCCACCAUCACCUCCCGGGAGAUCCAGACCUCCGUCCGCCUCGUCCUCCCCGGCGAGCUCGCCAAGCACGCCGUCUCCGAGGGCACCAAGGCCGUCACCAAGUUCACCUCCUCCUAGGCGUCUUCCUCGUUUCAUGAGCUGAUGGCGGCGUUCUGUGUGUAGUUAGCAGUGCGAUGUUACAAUCUCUGUAAGAAUUGUGCUGCUUGUUGGUUUGAAGAAUUAGUGAUGUUGCUGUCUGAA